Messenger RNA from Carlito syrichta (Philippine tarsier), 993 nucleotides. Its product is annotated as free fatty acid receptor 2. Gene Ontology annotation, molecular function: G protein-coupled receptor activity. The transcript has a single exon. Lineage: Eukaryota; Metazoa; Chordata; Mammalia; Primates; Tarsiidae. The coding region runs from base 1 to 993 and encodes 330 amino acids. Gene Ontology annotation, cellular component: plasma membrane. Gene Ontology annotation, biological process: cellular response to fatty acid; G protein-coupled receptor signaling pathway. The record is from RefSeq and is a predicted model, not a curated record.
AUGACCCACACAUGGCAAAGCGCCUUGAUCCUCACAGCAUACAUCAUCAUCUUCCUCACUGGUCUCCCUGCCAACCUCCUGGCCCUGCGGGCCUUUGUGGGGCGAGUCCGCCAGCCCCAACCUGCACCCAUCCACAUCCUCCUGCUUAGCCUGACACUGGCGGAUCUGCUGCUGCUGCUGCUGCUACCCUUCAAGAUCAUUGAGGCUGCAUCGAACUUCCAUUGGUAUCUGCCUGAGAUAGUCUGUGCCCUCACAGGCUUUGGCUUCUACAGCAGCAUCUACUGCAGCACGUGGCUCCUUGCGGGCAUCAGCAUUGAGCGCUACUUGGGAGUGGCCUUUCCAGUGCAGUACAAGCUCUUCCGCCGGCCUGUAUAUGGAGUGAUUGCUGCUGUGGUCGCCUGGAUCAUGUCCUUUGGUCACUGCUCCAUUGUGAUCAUCGCUCAGUACUUGAACACAACUCAGCAGGUCAGAAAUCCCAAUGAAAUCACCUGCUAUGAGAACUUUACCAAAGAGCAGCUGGACCUGGUGCUGCCCUGGCGGCUGGAGCUGUGCUUGGUGCUCUUUUUCAUCCCCAUGGCGGUCACCAUCUUCUGCUACUGGCGCUUUGUGCGGAUCAUGCUCACCCAGCCCCAUGUGGGGGCCCAGAGGCGGCGCAGGGCUGUGGGACUGGCGGUUGUGACACUCCUCAAUUUUCUGGUGUCCUUCGGGCCUUACAACGUGUCCCACCUGGUGGGGUUUUACACAAAGAAAAGCCCCGAGUGGCGAGUGCUGGCUGUGGUCUUCAGUUCACUCAACGCCAGUCUGGACCCCUUGCUUUUCUAUUUCUCUUCUUCAGCAAUGCGCAGAGCCUUUGGGAGAGGGUUACAGCUGCUGCGGAAUCGGGGCUCCUCCCUAUUGGGACGCAGAGGCAAAGAGGCAGCAGAGGUGACGAAUGGGGACAGGGGUGUGAGUCAGGCAGAGGGAGUGCCAAGUUCGGACUUCGCCACGGACUAG